CUUCUUUCUUUCUUCAAUUUUUAAAAACUUUACAAACAAUGCCUUCAAUUAAAAUCGGUCAACAUCUUCUCAACCGUCUUAAGGAAAUCAACAUUGACGUCGUCUUUGGUGUUCCCGGUGACUUCAACAUGCCUUUACUCGAUCUCAUCGAAGAUGAUCCUGAACUCACUUGGGGUAACAAUGCCAACGAAUUGAACGCUUCUUAUGCAGCUGAUGGUUAUGCUCGUAUCCGUGGUGCUGGUGCUCUUAUCACCACAUUCGGUGUUGGUGAAUUAUCUGCUGUCAAUGGUGUUGCUGGUUCUUACGCCGAAAUGCUUCCUGUGAUUCAUAUUGUUGGUACUCCUUCUACCAAGUCUCAAGCUGCUGGUGCCAUGCUUCACCACUCCCUUGGUGAUGGUAACUUUGAUGUCUUCUUCAACAUGUCUUCAAUGAUUGCUUGCGCUUCUGCCCACUUGAAGAAACAAACUGCCAUUGCUGAAAUUGACCGUGUUAUUUCUCAAGCUCUUCUUUCUAAACGAACAGGUUACAUUGGUAUCCCUAUCGACCUUAUCUUCUGCGAAGUAGAGAUUCCUGACUCUCUUCCUCCUGUUCAAACCCAACUCCCUAAGAACCCCCCUCAAGUCCAAGAAAUUGCCUUAAGAGUAGUCUCAGACGCUAUUUCCAAGGCUAAAUUCCCUGUUAUCAUUGUCGAUGGUUGCGUUCUCCGUCACCGCUGUCAAAAGCAAGUCCAAGAAUUCAUCGAGCGUUCUGGUUUCCCUACCUAUGUGGCUCCCAUGGGUAAAGGUGCUGUAGAUGAAAGACUCCACUGUUUCCGUGGUUGUUAUUCUGGUAAUGUCACACUUGAAGCCGUGGGUGAAGAAAUUAAACAAGCCGACUUGAUCAUCGAAAUUGGUUCCAUCAAGUCUGACUUCAACACUGGUAACUUUUCCUACGCACUUGAUCGCUCCAAGACAAUCACUCUCCACUCAUUUGCCACCAUUGUCUUCUGCGCUGAAUACCAAAAGGUUUCCAUGAUGGAAUUCAUUCCUCUCUUGACCCAAACUCUUCCUGAACAACCUCGUGUCUUCGAUUUGGGUCCUCGCCACAAGCCUUUACCUAUUCAGCCCGGUACUGAAAUUACACACAACUACUUCUGGCAAAAGGUUCCCGAAUAUAUGGAUGAAAACGCUAUUGUAUGUGCUGAAACAGGUACUGCUGAAUUUGCUUCCUUAAACAUGGAUGGUCCUGUAGGCACCACUUAUAUCACUCAAAUUCUUUGGGGUUCCAUCGGUUUCUCCGUUGGUGCUGCUGUUGGUGCUGCCAUUGCCGAUCGUAAUCGUCGUGUGUAUCUCUUUGUUGGUGAUGGUUCCUUCCAAUUGACCUGUCAAGAAGUCUGUGUUUUCCUUCGUCAUGGUUUGACACCUGUCAUCUUCCUCUUGAAUAACGAUGGUUAUUUGAUUGAAAAGCUUAUCCAUGGUCCUCACCGUGCUUACAACAACUUCCAGAUGUGGGAAUACAGUAAGACCCUUGACUACUUUGGUGCUCAUCUCGAAAAGAACAGUAAGAUGGGUUGUCCCAAGGUUGGAUUCGAAGGCAAGGUUGCUACUCGUGAUGAAUUCGAAGAAGCUAUGAAACAAGUUCAAGCCAAUCCUGACAAGAUCCACUUCCUUGAAGUCAUCAUGCCUCAAUUUGAUGCUCCUCGUGAACUCGAACUCCUCGUUGCUAACUCUGAAAAUCGUUAAAAAAGAUUCUAGUAUAUAAUUCUAGUAACAUGUUCAUAUACAUCAUUACAUUUAUUAUUCAUCAUGCCUCAUAUACUCUUUAAAAUAAAUUUUGUAUACAUUUGUCAUAAAUUUAGUAUUUGUCAAACAAUAACUCUUGCAAAAAGGAAAGCGAUUGUGAAUAGAUAAACUCUAAAGGCUCGUUCUUUUAUUUAAUUGAGUUAACCAUAUGUUUAUUGCAGUUUAUUAAUUGACUUUAGAUGCAAUUAUUUGUAUUACAUCACUUAUUGUGCAGCCAACGUAGCUUAUUUUGUUGAAUAAAUAAUAUCCAAAUAUAUCCCUCUGACAUCAAUAAACGUGUUAAUAUUCGCAAGAGAUAUACGUUCAGUAAUUGGAAACAUAUAAAAAAGAAAAAACAAAGAGUGGUGAUCUUUUACAAUA
This is a messenger RNA of Rhizopus microsporus ATCC 52813, 2141 nucleotides long. Its product is annotated as pyruvate decarboxylase PdcB. The record is from RefSeq and is a predicted model, not a curated record. The coding region runs from base 39 to 1721 and encodes 560 amino acids. The transcript is spliced from 2 exons. Lineage: Eukaryota; Fungi; Mucoromycota; Mucoromycetes; Mucorales; Rhizopodaceae. Gene Ontology annotation, molecular function: carboxy-lyase activity; thiamine pyrophosphate binding; magnesium ion binding.